GCCCUGCGCCGGCCCCUGGGGGUGGGUGGGGCGCCGCCUGCCCCCUCUCCCCGCAGCAGCCCCGCUCGCUGCAGUGUCAAAGGGGGAGGGGUCGGCUCCUUCCCCCGGGCCCCGCGCCCGCGAUGCCGGGUUAAAUGGGGCUGCCGCUGCCUCAGCCCCUCUCAGAACAGGACAGGCCAGCGGCUGGAGCGGGGUCCCCGGGCGCAGCACCCACCUGUACCAGCAGCACGGGGGUGUCCUCCGCCCGCCUUCCGCUCGGCUCCGCAGCCGCCCCUCCGCGCUCUCCAGCCGGCCGAGUGAACCUUGUAACCUCCAGAGGCUGCGUGCUCUUGGAGCUGAAUGAUGAAGCUGCUACUUGCUGUUCCUCUCCUCCUGCUCAUCUUACCGACCUUAGAAGCCAGACCAAAGCCUGCAGCGGUGAAAUGUAAGACCGGCCCCCUGGACAUUGUGUUUGUGAUCGACAGCUCGCGCAGCGUGCGCCCCUUCGAGUUCGAGACCAUGCGGCGGUUCCUGAUCGACAUCAUCCAGAACCUGGAGGUGGGGCCCAACGCCACACGGGUGGGGGUAAUCCAGUACUCCAGCCAGGUGCAGAACAUCUUCUCCCUCAAGACCUUCUUCAAGCGGGCUGACAUGGAGAAGGCCAUCAACAGCAUUGUGCCACUGGCCCAGGGCACCAUGACGGGGCUAGCCAUCCAGUAUGCCAUGAACCUGGCCUUCACCGUCCAGGAGGGAGCACGCCCGCUGCACAAGAAGAUCCCCCGUGUGGCCGUCAUCGUGACGGACGGGCGGCCCCAGGACCGCGUGACGGAGGUGGCGGCACAGGCACGGGGUGCUGGCAUUGAGAUCUACGCCGUGGGCGUCCAGCGGGCAGACAUGAACUCCUUGCGGGCCAUGGCCUCCCACCCUCUGGAGGAGCACGUCUUCCUGGUGGAGUCUUUCGAUCUCAUCCAGCAGUUCGGCAAACAGUUCCAGGACAAGCUGUGUGGUGUGGAUAUGUGCACAGAGAUGGACCAUGGCUGCCAGCACACCUGUGUCAGUGUCCCAGGCUCCUUCUAUUGUGAAUGUAACCCUGGAUACAAGCUCAACACAGAUGGAAAGACAUGUUCCCCCAUUGAUGCCUGCGCUGAUGGGAAGCAUGGCUGUGAGCACCAGUGUGUCAGCUCUCGUGGGUCCUACACCUGCCACUGCCGGACGGGUUACAAUCUCAACCAGGACAAAAAGACCUGUACCGUGAUUAAUUACUGCAACUUUGGAAACCACAGCUGCCAGCACAAGUGCGUGAGCAUCCCGAACGGAUACUAUUGCCGCUGUAACGACGGCUUCACUUUGCAGGCCGACGGCAAGGCGUGCCAGGCCAGUGACAUUUGCAAUGGGAUAGAUCACGGCUGUGAGUUUAAAUGUGUCAGCACCCCUGGCUCUUACCACUGCGUUUGCCCAGAGGGACAGCAGCUCCAUGCUGAUGGAAAGACAUGCAAUAAGUGCAAGAGCAGCCAUGUCGACCUGGUGCUGGUGAUUGACGGCUCCAAGAGUGUCCGGCCUCAGAACUUUGAGCUGGUGAAGCAGUUUGUGAACCAGAUUGUGGAUUUCCUGGAUGUGUCGCCCCACGGCACGCGGGUGGGGCUGGUCCAGUACUCCAGUCGUGUGCGCACCGAGUUCCCACUCAACCAGUAUAAGACGGCAGAAGACAUCAAGAAGGCAGUGUUGAAGGUGGAGUAUAUGGAGAAGGGCACCAUGACCGGCCUGGCUCUCAAGCACAUGCUAGAGCACAGCUUCUCAGAGGCCGAAGGUGCCAGGCCCCUCUCCCAGAACAUUCCCAGAAUUGGGCUGGUCUUCACUGAUGGGCGCUCCCAGGAUGAUAUCGCUGAAUGGGCCAGGAAAGCAAAGGAAUCAGGGAUCACCAUGUUUGCGGUUGGGGUUGGAAAAGCAGUUGAAGAGGAGCUGAGAGAAAUUGCCUCUGAGCCGGUGGAACAGCAUUUCUCGUACUCUGCGGAUUUUAGCACCAUGACUCAUAUAGUCGACAACCUCAAAGUUAACAUCUGCCCAGAGGAGGGCAAAGGGGAGAUUGAGAUCCGGAGCCCGUGUGAGUGUGAGGCCCUUGUGCAAUUCCAGUCAAACACCGUGGCCAUCCUGGAAAGCCUGACAGAGAAACUCGCUCAGAUGACGGCCCGACUCGAAGACUUGGAAAACCAGAUCGCCAACAAGAAAUGAUCCCUGCAGAUGGCCAGGUGGCACUUGGACUCGGUGGGGGGGGGGCGGAAACGUACCGUAGCUACACGUCAUUGUUAUUCCUAGAGUAUUGUAAAGGGUCGUUGUUUGUUCUUAUAUUGCAAAAUCUUGACGGGGACUCAGAGGGUAAAAAAACCCUGUUCCGAAAAUGAGUGGAUUCAGCCUUUGAGGCUAUUCCAUUCCUCUGGACUAACGGGGUCGGGCUGAGGUGUGACGAAUGGGGUCAGUUUGGACCUUAAGAAAGGAGAUGGGCACUGGGACAAUCAGCAUCUUCUAACCCACCUGCCAUUAAUCGACAGUAGCUGGCCACCGGUUUCUCCAAUGAAGCCCAAGUGCACAGCCGAGCGCUUCCAUCAGGCAGCAAGAUGCUUUGCAAAGCAUCCUGAAUGCUUCAAGUAGCUCAGCUCUUGCUCAGCUGUAACUAGACUCUGUGUAGGUGGGGGAAGGAACUCUGGCAACUUCCAAUAUACUUUCUACCCUGUACCCCAUGUGAGAAACUCCCUCGGCUGCCCUGCUAAUCCUGACUGUGAAAUGAGAGCACCUGCAGCAACCUCUUUGUCUCUGAAGUUUUUUGCUUUAAUUGCACAGGAAUUUAAAUGUAAUCUUUGAUUUCAAUUAGAGGGGAGGGGAAAAAAGGCCAGAACAAAUCAUCAGACAGAAAAGAGGAUCGAACAUAACUGGGAUAUUCCUCAUCAAACCCCCUUUCACCCUGAUUUUGGCAGAACUGUUGCAGAAUUUGUCAUUAUCCUUUUUUUAUCAAAUAGAAAAAAAAAAUCUAUAAAUAUAUAUGUGUAUAUAUCUUUAAUUCUGAAAGCAGGAUAGUACUAUUUUUAAACACCUUUAUACAUAUAUAUAUAUAUCUUGAUAAUAAACACGCUGAAGAUUUUUAUGACAUUUCUCUCUCCUCUUCACUGGGAACCUUGGAAAAUAAAGUCUGCAUCAAGUCACAUUCAAUUCAUGUGACUCCAGCUUUCACAAAGCCAGGACAACCUGCUCCUAGCCAACCAGUCAUUGGGCCGUUAUUACUCCUCUCCCAGGAGAAAGAACUGGCCGGUGUAAAUUCUCUGCUUUAAAGGUUACACGUGAUGUGUUGCAGAAAGUGCCUCAAGUGAUGGCAGCUCCAUUUGAUGGGAAAUCACUAUGGGAUUGUGACAGUGCCAUUAUCCCCGACUCCUUUCUUUUUGAUGCCUGUCCCCUCCUUGAAAUGGACUCCUCCGUCCGUUAAUAUUGCAUAAUGGAUCCAGGCCCUCAAGGACAGCUCAUCACCCAUGUUCUAUGUCACCAGAGUCAGCUGGUAUAAAUCAGCGAAGUCCAUGGAGCUAUGCCAGUUGACCCCCAGCUGAAACCUGAUCCAUGGGCUCUUACCUCUGGGGCCAGUGAAUAAUAAUUGGGGUGCAGCCUUGCAAGCGGAAAAGUCGUGCUACGAAGUGUGUGCAGGAAUGCGCCACAGAUGUAACAGCAUUAAAGAUUCUUCCUUAUUAGACUGUCCUGUAGUAGCUCCUUGUGAUGAGAUGGGUGAUCUAAUAGGUCUUUUCCAUUUCCAACUGCUGUGACAGCCAGGGAUUGUUGUGCUUGAAGUGUGUUAUAAUGAAGGCUGCAUUUUAUAUGGGGGUCAGAGAGGAAAAUCUGCCCUUCAUUAGUCCCUGUCCAUUGUGAUGCAAUGAAAGCCACAUUUGUGUGACAAGGGGUGUGACCCUGAUCUCCCAAACCCUAGCCCCAUCACACACUUUCAGCACAGCAGCACUGCUGGGGGGAAGGGGAGUGUCUCCCUAUAAUGUGGGGAGUGUGCGCUGCCAGUCGAACAGUGGGGUGUUGUCAGUGGAGGGCCGUGCAUGAAAAUGGGCCUGAGCCCUCCCAUUCCCGAUUGAGCCUUUUUUAAAUGACCGCCACAUACCAAGGCACUCAUGCUCCCAGAGCACCUGUGCUGUCAUCUGUUCUGUAGAGUGAGUGCAAAGCUGUGCAUCAAAGCCUCCCCUUCCUCGGGGGAGCUGAAUCUGUUACGGAGGCUACUGUUACCUGGCACUGAUUCCCAUCAAUAAAGAGACAUUUUCCAGACA
This is a messenger RNA of Chrysemys picta bellii (western painted turtle), 4283 nucleotides long. Lineage: Eukaryota; Metazoa; Chordata; Testudines; Emydidae. The record is from RefSeq and is a predicted model, not a curated record.